Messenger RNA from Anopheles merus, 7000 nucleotides. RefSeq names its product 60 kDa SS-A/Ro ribonucleoprotein-like. Gene Ontology annotation, cellular component: ribonucleoprotein complex. The record is from RefSeq and is a predicted model, not a curated record. The transcript has 6 exons. NCBI's taxonomy places the organism in Eukaryota, Metazoa, Arthropoda, Insecta, Diptera, Culicidae. Gene Ontology annotation, molecular function: RNA binding. The coding region runs from base 594 to 2471 and encodes 625 amino acids.
CAAGCGGAAAGAAAGCAAAGAUAAGAGUAGACAGUCAGACAGAGACAGCGAUGGAGCGACCAAGGAAGCGCAGGUAAACAUUUCGCCUGAAGUUUAGCUAACGUCUGUCAAAAAACGCACAAAAAGGAAGCAUUUCUCGCAGCGUGUGCAAGCAGAAGGGCAGUGUCGUGAAGAACGUGGUCGAACAGGCAAAACACGCACAGCUCCAAUUGGUAAGGCAGAAAUUAGAUCUAGCGCGCUGCUUGACGUUUGACGUUUUGCCAAAUAGAACGAGCGAAAAAAGAGCGAGAGGCAGUACGCAAACAAGGCAACAACGCACGUACGGCAACGACUGCUGCAAACAUAGUUUCACGGUGAUUUCAUCCCUUUUCGUAGCAACGUAGAGUAGACAAAAACAACAUUCCCUAUAACACGCACACACUCAACGACGACUUUCGCCAAGAGGACAGCAGGUGCGGAAUCUGUGCCCGAGCAUCGCUUUCGUACCGAGGUCCCCCGCUAUACCCCGCUACCUUUCUCGACAACCAUCAGCACCACCACCAGCGCCGACCUUCCGGAAACGUGUCCCGCUAUUCCAUCUAUUCCGAAUCGCGAUGGAUUCGGUCCUGAAACCGAUCCAACGCUUCCUGUACAUCGGCAGUGACGUGCCGUUUGUGCUGGAUCCGCCACAACAGCUGGAUGUGGAGAUCGGGAAGAAGAUUCUUGGGACAGUGGUGAAACCGGCCGAAUCGGAAGCUGCACCAUCAACCACCGGUGAGACAGUGCAGCAAAACUCCAACCCGAAAAAGAACAACCCAAAGACCGUCAAGCAGGAAGGCGAAAAGGGAGUAAAAAAGGAAGAGGGAAAUAAACCGAACACGACGAAAGAUGCAACAGCGCCUGCGAAUGCGGCGGAACCGGUGCCGGCCAAACCGCUGCAUCCGGUGCUUGCGCUGAUUAAGACGACGUACAAAAGCAAAACACUCCGCCGAACGGAUGAGUGUUUGUUUGCGUUGGCAUACUGUGCGCGGAACCUUCCCACGCCCGAGGAACGGCAUACCGUUUACGAUCUGCUGGUGGAGCUAAUCCGCGCCUCAAACGAUCUGCUAGCGUUCGUCGCGUACUACAUCCAGCUCGCCACCCAAUCCGGUCACGCCGGGUUUGGGCAUGGCUUGCGCAGCGCCAUCACGCGCUGGUACGAUCGGUUCUCGCCGACCGAGCUGGCGGAAGUGCUCGUACGCAGCACCGCGUACGCUGGCUGGACGCACAAGGAUCUGAUUGCAAAGGUGCAUCCGAAGCUGCAGUGCGCCGACAAGCAGACGCUCAUCGAUGCGGCCACCAAGCGGACGAGCCAGCUGCAGCAGAAGAAAGCGCCCGAGAAGAAGGGCAAGAAGAAGAAGCAGAAAGGCAAGGCUGCUGCCCCGCUGCAGCAACAGCAGCCUCCGGCGGCAAACACUUCGAAAGCGUUCAAGCGCUACCAAGUGCUGCUGCAGUUUAAAUCGGUUAUGACCGUUGGGAAGGCGCUGGAGCUGAUCAAGCUUCAUGGCGGAAAGGGGCGGCUGGAACUGCUUCCGAAACAUUUGCGCCGUUCGGCCAAGAUAUGGGAGGCUCUCUACGCCAAUCUGAGCUAUCGCGAGCUGCUGCACGCGGUGCUGCCAUUGCAAGACUUCCGGCUGCUGAAGGAAGGUGAGCCGAACGCGAAAGCGUACGCCGACUCGCUCACCAAGCGGCUCGAUGCGCUGGAAGGGGAACACAUCCACCCCAUCGAGGUGCAGACGGUGGCCAUACUGUACGCAAAAGGCCGACGCUAUGCGACGCAUGUGAAGGAAGCGUUCCACGCGUUGCACCAGACGGAAAUGUGCCCACCGGUGAAGGACAUCCUGCUGGGGCUAAAUGACGCUUUCGAGCAUUCGUUCGAUCACCAUCCCAAGACGGGUGUGCGUUACUACAUCGCACUCGAUCUGCGUUGCGUCCACGACAAAAAGCAAAUAUUUCGCAACGAGGCCGUGACCUGCUUCCAGGCUAGCGUAAUGCUAGCAUUUUGCAUCUUCAAGCGGGAGAAGGCCGUCACCGUGGUGGCGUUUACCGACGAGGAGCAAACCCUCGCCCCGGUUGCGUUUGAACCGACCAUGACAUGGGACGACGCGCUCAAGCAUUGCGUUGGCUUGAUGUUACCCAAAACGAAGGUAUCGCUGGCCGCUCCGAUCAAGCACGCCGAUGCGCAAAAGGUAAAGGUGGACAUGUUCAUCACCAUCACCGAUUCGCUGAUUCGUGUAAAUCCAACCCGGCGUCCUCCGGUGGCCGAGAUGGCGGAAUAUCGCAAGAAGACAAAGUUGCCACUGAGCAGAUAUCUGGCAAUUUCACUCAGCCGUCAUUUGCCGUCGCUGGAGUUUUCCCCCGACAGUGAUACGGGUGGAAUCUUGGAAAUGGUUGGUCACAGUGCUGGCAAUGCCAAACUGAUCGAGGCAUUUGCCAAAAACCAAUUCUUCUAGGAUGGCACGAGCAAUGUAAUGGAUAUGUAAGAGCCUACCUUAAGCGUCACUUGCACUAUAUUUACGAUAUUUAGGCGUUAUUGAGAAACUCAAUAAUUCUGAAUUUCUAUUGGUUUAAUUUUACGUUAUUCCGUUAUUCGAUUGCGAUUAAUGUUUAAAUUCAAAUUUUCCUUUUAAUACUUUUUUCUCAAUCUUCGGUACGCGAAGAAUCUUUAUCUGUUGAUCUGUUUAUUUGGUUUUGACAUCUUGAUCGUCCAAGAUUAUAUUGAGUUGAAUUGGAAUUGGGUUAAUGUUUUACCGUCUUUAUGUAAGAUCUGUGUCAUUCAAAUGGCAAAUCUGUGGAAUUGGCCUUAAAACAUAAAUUAGGUAUUAGUUGUAUUUCUUUUAUGAAGUAUAUAUUCGUUGAAAUCUGAGUCCAACUGGAUCAUAUUCGCUUAAAAUACACGGUCUAUUUCCUAUUUACAUUUAUUAGAGUUUGAUUAAAUGAUUCAUAUAUUAUCAGUUAAAAUCUGCAUAAUUUCUUAUAUUUUUCUUCGAAUUGAGAUGAAUUAUGAGUUACUUUUGAUUGUUUUCGUAGUAUUUUUCCCCAACAAUCUACACAUGCUGAUGUUCUGGUGGCUAUGUUCAGUCUGCGUACACUAUUUUUGAAUAAUUUCCAUUUCCAUGAAACUGUUGACCUAGUCAGUUAUAGAACUAUGUCUAUUAAGGACAUGCUAUAAACGAGCUAUCCAUAUCGUCACAUUACACAAGGCCGGUUGGUACUGGCACUCUACACAAAACAAUAGAACAAAAGAUUAAGUGAGUUUAUCCAUAGACACAUAUAUUAAUGGGUCAAAGAUGUGCAUCAGUCGAAAGCGUUUAUUUAUGUUUCGAGCAAAGUUUAUUUGCUUUCAACUGCUUACUCUUAUUAAGCUCCUCUUAAAUCACGUAUGCGUAUGUUGUGUGUAUUAAUGGUGAUAGAAUAGUACUCAACGUUCUCUCAUUAUGUGUAGGACGUGUGAGGUGUGUUAGCUGUUAGAAUGUAAGACAAUAUGUUUGUCUGUUGAAAGCACUGCUAUCACGUAUUUUAGCAUCCCGUUUAAACAAUCUUAACCUGUGCAUACAUCACCAAAACCCUGCACAAACCUCCGCUGAACACCUUUUCUUUUGUCGUGUUUAUUAUUCAUUCACUAAUUAUGUGUUAGUUCCUCUCCUGAUCGGCUAGAUAGUUGUAAGGGAAAAUUAGAAGGUAACGAUUUAAAAUAAUCCAAAAAAACAAACACAAAUCACAAGUGGUAAUGGUUUUGUAUCGUGAGAGCGAACAUAUGGAAUGAAAUUCUAAGCAAACUACCCAACCUUGCAAAACGAAUCCAAUCAAAUUAUACAAUAAUUGAUAAUAUGCUGUGAUCCAUAAAAAUGGUAAAAAUUUACCGACCAUUUUUUCCACGUAAACUGUUCUAUAUUACUUAUUCUUCACUGUUAAAGUAUGUUUUUGCUAGAAUUCACAUGUUUUCAUUCGUUUUUUUAGAUUUGUGUAAUAGUUACAGUUUUUAAAUCCUUCUCUUAACAAAAGCGCUACUCUUAUAAUAAUCCAAUGUUCUAAUAGAAUUAAGAUCGUAAUAAUCGAAUGAAAACCCAUUGUAUUUGUGAGAUUAUUGGCGCAUUCAUGUAGGAUAUCAUAAGGUUUUUUUUUGUAUGUAGAUGCAACAUGCAAAUAGAACAUAAAUCCGAGGUCUAAAACAAACCAAACUGGGCUACAGUUUACGAUUUAAAAAAACGAUAAAAAGUGCUUCUUAAAUAAUGUUUUAGAGCCGAAUCUCAAAACACAGAUUGAAAAAUAUCAACCCAUGUACUAUGUACUAUUCCGUUCAGGCGUUAAACGAUAUCCGAAUCAAAGGAGAUGAAAAACCGCACACAUGCAGCAGUGUAGUGAUGAUUUUUGUUCAAUUGAGUACAACAUAAACGUACAGUAAUGAAAACGAAACAUGGCACGGAAAAACGAAAGCAUCAUAAAUUAGAAGAAGGAAACAAAUAAGUCAAUCGCACUUCACAAACUGCCGCUGCAAAGACGCUUUCAUUCUGGUUGAUACUAAUUUUGUUAAACGAAAACAAUCAAAUCAAACGAAACACUACCGGAGGAAAUGGUUGAAAGGACGUGUAUUGUUAUGUUUUACAUUUUUAUCGUAUUAAUGGCCAGUGCACUUUGAAACCGUUCACACACAAGAGGAAGCGACUUAAUCAUAAUCAUAGUGAUACAAAAAAAAAAAUAAUAACAAUGGUAAAACCAAUCAUCAUCUGCCAAGUACGGUGAAGGGUUGGGUCGAGCGGACCGAAAGUAUGGCGACAAGUAUUGUUUCAUUAGUAUUUGUAGAGCAAAACAAGCGCAACAAAAAAGUUGACAAAAAACGUUCAAUGCGAGAAUGUGAGAUAGUAUCAAAUGACCGACAACACAGGCUAUUCGUUACAAAAAUGCCGUUUGUUUGUUCUGUUUCGAACAAAGCCACGCAACAAAAGAAGACUGUUUAAGCGUUUAAAGUAAAACCAAAGGAUGUAAAUUUUCGUUUGUUCGUGUACAAUAUUUGGUGAUGUAAAAUUGACCUUUCUGGCAGCUCGUUUUACAUCAUUUCCGUUGCACCGGAUGCACAAAUUUGCAGCGAACGAAAAUUACACAACAUUAAAAGACGGGUAUACCUUGAUGAUAACUAUGUAAAUUAGUACUGUACAGCAAGCACGAAUUUGAACGUAAGAGCAACAUUUUAUUCGUACUCCGUGAGCUAUAUGCUGGCCGCUCGCCCACUCUUGGACCCUAUCCGUGGCGCUCUCUCUCUCUAUUUCUCUGUACCCUGUAUGAAUGUGAUAAAACGCAACUACAAAAAAAGAUAGCCAACUAAAACGGUUCCAAGCUCCAAAAACGGACUUAAAAAGGAAACCCCCAAAACCGAUACAACAUUUAGCAAAAAGAAUAGAAAGAGAAAUUGGAAAAGAAGAGUAACCAGCAAAUGUUAAAUUACCUACUGCAUUCGAAAACUAAAUAGAACAAUAAUGAAUUGCGAAAUCCAAAUCGAAGGAUAUAGGCAUGGUGAUAUUUUUGAAGCAACAUCAAACAAAUUCUAAAUGAAAGCAAAACAGCCUAUCGAUGAACGCGUUAUGCUUUGAUUUAUUAGCGAAGGAAAGAGAUUACUAUUCGCCCCCGCGAUUACACCGAGAACCGAAAUCAAUACAGCUAAAUAUUGUUUUACGAGCAUAUUCGAUUUCUCUCCACUCACUGCACACGAAAGUAUUUAAACAUAGGCAUGCCUAUUAUAUGGUAAAACCAGACAACCUGAAAACGCUUAAACAUUAAUUGUAGUGACGUAGGAAGAAGUGGAAGCAAUCCCGUUAUGAAAUCCUAAAACAUACAUGUUUUGUUGUUGCUCUGCGUAAAUGAGGUUUUUGUUUUGAUAUUACAUAUUUUAAGUGAUAAUUCAAGCGACGUUUUCGAAGCGAAAAACAUACACACACACACACACACACACACACUAUCCAGUCACGACUGUACAAUUAUAUACAGGUGAUAUGAUUUGUCAGGCGUCACCUGUUCAUAUAAGCUCAUAACGUUGGAAGAAGACUGAAAUUUGGUCAAAAAUGUUCAUAUACCUAGCACCACAUAUACGUCACAAAGGACUUCGCGUCCAUCACAAAACAAAACGAGCGAUUAAUAGGAAUGUUAAAAUCUUAUGAAACACUGAACAGCUCUAAAAACUGACCAAUUGAAACACACAAACCAUAGACACAAGGGAGGGGACUGAUUAAUUCGGAAAAUUAAACCGAGUGAAUCGAUGAUUUCCCCAUGUUCGAAUAAUUAAUUAUUUCUUUUGUUUUGAGUUAAUUUGGCACAUAGGAGAUUUAGAUGGUUAGUAAAAUGAAGCUGAAAAUAAUAUUUAAAUGUAAUGUUUACUUUAAGCGCUUAAGUGCUUCUAUUUCUUCGCGCUCUCUCAAACCCCUCCCUGCGGGGCGUAUGCUGAUUUGAUUCGUAUACCUUUCACAAGGACAUUCACCCCCGGAGUUGCAAAAGUACGUGGUUUAUGUGGAUGGAAGAUGCAUAUUUGCUAAUUUUGCUCCACCGUUAUAUGAAUCUUUAUUUUUUACAGUAGCCUUAAACCAAGAAUCGAAUCAUUUUGAUACCUUACUCUCUGCUACAAACUACUAUUGGCUAGCAAUAUCUAGGCAAAUAAAUUAAAACAACGCACCCGAAACACGUGCGAAAGGAUAAUGAAGCAACACAAAAUGCCAUAACCUCUCGAGAUAGUUAAUAUUUUUGAAGCGAAGGAAGUGUGUCAGAACUAAAAAAAAAGAACUGAAAUCGUUAAGAAAACUAAAGAAAGGCAAACAAACUAAAUGCAAACCAGUCAAACAGACCACCAAAAAUGGAGGAAAAGAAAAAAAACAAACAAUGUUAUUUUUGUACGAAAACCAGUUUACGAUAAACGGACAAAAAACAAUAAUAAAAAAACAACAAUAUUGGGCUUUAUACAAAUUCAAACCCUCAAAAGCAAAUCGCCAGAGUUUGG